Fomitopsis serialis is the source of this 1695-nucleotide messenger RNA. RefSeq names its product asparagine synthase-domain-containing protein. NCBI's taxonomy places the organism in Eukaryota, Fungi, Basidiomycota, Agaricomycetes, Polyporales, Fomitopsidaceae. The record is from RefSeq and is a predicted model, not a curated record. The coding region runs from base 10 to 1695 and encodes 561 amino acids. Gene Ontology annotation, molecular function: asparagine synthase (glutamine-hydrolyzing) activity. The transcript has 16 exons.
GGAACGUUCAUGUGCGGGAUCCUCUUCUCAGCAUGUCCUGCUACCGCAGAGGACGGCUCUGUGCAUGAUCAAUCCUUUGAUGAGCUGCAUGAGCAACUGCGGUUCGCAAAUGCUUGUCGCGGCCCCGAUGCACAAGACACGGUAGUAGUCUUGGAGGGUAGCUACCGCCUGUCAUUUACAGCCUCCGAGCUUCGUCUGAGAGGCGAGGCAUAUGUCUCCCAACCUCAUAAGGAUGACCAAGGGAAUUUACUGUGCUGGAAUGGCGAGAUCUUCGAAGGGACAGAAGUGGCCCCGUUGGAGAAUGAUGGUGCAAAGCUGUUUUCGCUCUUGCAAAACCUCCGGACCUCAGCAGAAAUCCGAGAUUGUCUUGGUAAUAUUGAGGGACCUUAUGCCUUCGUAUAUUACGAGCGAUCCACACAGACAUUAUACUUUGGGCGAGACCCCCUGGGCAGGCGGUCCCUACUGCUUCAUAGACCAACGCGCGCACAACCUUACUUCUUGUUGACUUCGGUAUCCGUAGGGGCGCACCCUGGCUAUACCUUAGAAGAGUUGUCGACCGAGCAUCUAUAUGCUGUCGAUAUCGCUGCCUUAGCUCCACUAGAGAUAUUCGCCCGCAUAGAGCCGAUAAACCGUUUGCUCCCAGACGACCCGCCCAAAGUUCAAGACCUUGACACGAUUCCACCUCAUCUUACUACUGCUGUCGAUGACUUGAUUAGCCAAUUGGAUCACAGCGUCAUGCUACGCGUCCGGGACAUACCAAGAAGAAGCAAACUCAGCUCACAGGCCCGAGUAGCCGUUCUGUUUAGCGGCGGUAUCGAUUCCACCAUGCUAGCAUUUCUUGCGAACCGGCAUGUUGACCCAGCAGAACCAAUCGACCUUUUGAAUGUCGCCUUUGAGAAUCCGCGUAAGAUAACCGUCAAGACAGAGGGAAACAUCGGUGGUCUUCCCAAGCGAGAACGAAAACGAAAGAUACGCGAAGGACUUGACUAUUCAACUAUGGAAGUCUCGUAUGAUGUACCCGAUCGCCUGACGGGCCUGCAAGAAGUGGAAGAACUGAGAAGAUUGUGUCCCGGUCGUACAUGGAACUUUGUCGAAGUCAACGUACCAUUCGAAGAGUCAAAAGGUGCACGCCCGAUUGUGGAAGCAAUCAUGUUUCCGAGCCGAACAGUCAUGGAUCUAAGCCUCGCUAUGGCACUCUACUUUGCUGCGAGGGGCGUCGGCCAAAUUCGCUCCGGACCGGAUGCCCAGCCAGUGGCACACACCAGCACUGCCCGAGUCUUGUUAAAUGGCUUAGGUUCUGAUGAACUGAUGGGCGGAUAUGGCCGGUUCCGAACAGCAUUCAAGCACGGCGGAUGGCAAGCGAUUGUCGACGAGCUCCAGCUUGAAUUGGACCGCAUACCAGUUAGAAACUUAGGACGCGACGACCGCGUAAUCUCCUCACAUGGGAGGGAGACACGACACCCAUUCUUGUCGCUAUCAGUUGUCUCCUUCCUUGCUCAAUUGCCAGUACAUCUCAAGGUAGACCCGAGGCUCGAAUCAGGCUUCGGAGAGAAGUUGUUGUUGAGGUUGGCUGCGAGGAAGAAAAAGCGGGCAAUGCAGUUUGGGAGUCAUUCUGCGCGGAUGGCACCAGGUGAAGGAGACAAGCAUGAACGCGAUGCUGUACAAAGUGGAAGAACGGGGGGUCUUGAGGUGUGA